Myripristis murdjan (pinecone soldierfish) is the source of this 6115-nucleotide messenger RNA. RefSeq names its product eph receptor A4b (gene epha4b). The record is from RefSeq and is a predicted model, not a curated record. Lineage: Eukaryota; Metazoa; Chordata; Actinopteri; Holocentriformes; Holocentridae. Gene Ontology annotation, molecular function: protein binding; ATP binding; transmembrane-ephrin receptor activity. Bases 18 to 2972 code for a protein of 984 amino acids. The transcript is spliced from 19 exons. Gene Ontology annotation, cellular component: dendrite; plasma membrane. Gene Ontology annotation, biological process: ephrin receptor signaling pathway; axon guidance; protein phosphorylation.
CGCAGCGCAGCCUGAAAAUGGCACCACCACGCGUCCUUUGGAUCUAUCCAUCCCGUUUCCUCCUCUCCUCUCUUCUUCUGUUUCACGCGCUGUCGUCGAGCCGAGCCUUACGGAAUUACCCAGAGAAUGAAGUUACAUUGCUGGACUCCAUGUCAGCCUUGGCCGACCUGGGCUGGGAAGCCUACCCUAAUGAGGGGUGGGAGGAGAUCAGUGUGAUGGAUGAGAGGAAUACCCCGAUGAGGACCUACCAGGUGUGCAACGUCAUGGAGGCCAACCAGAAUAACUGGCUGAGGACACGCCACAUCAGCCGCGAUGGGGCGCAGCGCGUCUACAUCGAGAUCAAGUUCACCCUGAGGGACUGCAACAGCCUGCCUGGGGUCCCUGGCACCUGCAAAGAGACAUUCAACAUGUACUACUAUGAGUCAAACAAUGCCAACUUGUGGUUUAUCAAGGAAAGCCAGUAUGUCAAAAUUGACACUAUUGCAGCAGACGAGAGCUUCACACAGGUGGAUGUUGGAGACCGUGUAAUGAAGCUGAACACAGAGGUGCGGGACAUCAGCAACCUGAGUAAAAAGGGCUUCUACCUGGCCUUCCAAGACUUGGGCGCCUGCAUCGCCCUGGUCUCAGUCAGGGUCUUCUACAAGAAGUGUCCCCUCACUGUGCUCAACCUGGCCCAGUUCCCCGACACAGUGACAGGUGGAGACACAGCUCUGGUGGAGGUCCACGGUGUGUGUGUAAAUGCCUCCGAAGAGUUCGAAGCUCCCAAGAUGUACUGCAGUGCUGACGGGGGCUGGCUGGUGCCCAUUGGGAGGUGUGUGUGCAAACCAGGCUACGAGGAGAACAAGGAUGUCUGUCAACCGUGCAGACCUGGUACUUACAAAGCCUCUGCCACCGAUGCCUACUGCACCAAGUGUCCUCCUCACAGCUCUUCCCACCAGGAGCAGGCAUCCGAGUGUGUUUGCGAGAAAGGCUACUAUCGCGCUGAGACCGACCCACGCUCCAUGGCCUGCACACGUCCUCCAUCAGCUCCUGAGAACCCGAUCUCCACCGUGAACGAGACCUGUGUCACCCUGGAGUGGUCGCCUCCCCGGGACACAGGAGGCCGGGGAGACAUUGCCUACAGUCUCCACUGCAGGAAAUGCUCUGGAGACGGCAGGAAGUGCAUUCCAUGUGGCAGCAGUGUCCAUUUUGUGCCAAGACAGUUUGGUCUCACGUCGGCUACGGUGUUGGUCACCGACCUGCAGCCCGACUCCAAUUACAGCUUCACCAUCGAGAGCCAGAACGGAGUGUCUGAUUUAAGUCCCACACCCAGAGGAACGGUAGUGGUCAAUGUCACCACAUCUCAGACAGUGAGUGUUGUUUUGAAGGAGAGGAGGAGUAAGGACAGUGUCACUUUGGCCUGGCAGGGACCAGAGAGACCCAACGGAGCUAUUGUGGAGUAUGAGGUCAUCUACUAUGAGAAGAACCAGCGGGAGCAGAACUACACAGUGUUGAAGACUCGCUCCAACAUGAUGACAGUGGACGGGCUGAAGCCAGGGACCACCUAUGUGUUCAGGGUCAGGGCUCGGACGGACGGGGGCUACGGCAGCUACGGCGGAGAGAUCGAGCUGGAGACCAGCCAUGAAGACAUGCUGGCCAUCGGGGACCCGAACCAGUCCACCAUCCUGGCCGUGUCCAUCGCCGGGGGAAUCGUGCUCCUCAUCUUCCUGGUGACUUGUUUCGUUGUCAGUGGAAGGCACUGUGGAUAUAUCAAAGCAAAGCAGGACCCUGAUGAGGAGAAGAUGCAGUUCCAGCAUGGCCGAGUCAAACUACCAGGCAGCAGGACCUACAUCCAUCCCCACACCUACGAAGACCCCAACCAGGCCGUCAGGGACUUCGCCAAAGAGAUCGAUGCCUCCAGUAUCCGCAUAGAGAGAGUCAUUGGCGCCGGAGAGUUUGGAGAGGUGUGCAGUGGUCGGCUGCGCGUCCAGGGUAAGAGGGAGAUCUACGUGGCCAUCAAGAGCCUGAAGGCAGGAUACUCUGACAAGCAGAGGCGGGACUUCCUGUCCGAGGCCUCCAUCAUGGGACAGUUUGAUCAUCCCAACAUCAUCAGGCUGGAGGGGGUGGUCACUAGAUGUAAGCCAGUGAUGAUCAUCACAGAGUUCAUGGAGAAUGGAUCUCUGGACACUUUCCUCAAGAAACAUGACGGCCAGUUCACGGUGAUCCAGCUGGUCGGCAUGCUGCGUGGCAUCGCCUCGGGUAUGAAGUACCUGUCAGACAUGAGCUAUGUUCACCGAGACCUGGCAGCUCGAAACAUCCUGGUGAACAGCAACCUGGUGUGUAAGGUGUCUGACUUCGGCCUGAGUCGGGUUUUGGAGGACGACCCGGAGGCUGCCUACACGACAAGGGGAGGGAAGAUCCCCAUCAGAUGGACCGCUCCAGAGGCCAUAGCGUACAGGAAGUUCACCUCGGCCAGUGAUGUGUGGAGUUACGGUAUCGUCAUGUGGGAGGUGGUGUCAUACGGAGAGAGACCUUACUGGGAGAUGUCCAACCAAGAUGUGAUCAAAGCAAUAGAUGAAGGCUACCGUCUCCCUGCUCCUAUGGACUGUCCUGUGGUGCUGCACCAGCUCAUGUUGGACUGCUGGGAGAAGGGGCGCAGUGAGAGGCCAAAGUUUGGCCAGAUCGUCACAACCCUGGACAAGUUGAUCAGAAACCCAGCCAGUCUCAGAGAGCUGGCAAACAGCUCCGUAUGCAGGCAGGACCCAUCCACCCCAGAGUUUAGUGUGAACACAGUGGACGAGUGGCUGGAGGCCAUCAAGAUGGGACAGUACAAGGAGAACUUCUCCAGUGCUGGAUAUGUCACCUUGGACUCCAUCCUCUACAUCAGCAUCAGUGAGUUGGGUAAGAUGGGCGUCACUCUGGCAGGCCAUCAGAAGAAGAUCCUGUCCGGUGUGCAGAGCCUGCACACCCAGGGGACGCAUGUCCAAGUAUAACAGUUUCCCCAUAAACACACAAUGAGACAGAGCCAAAAUGGACGCUCCCGUUAAGAGGUUCCCCACUGAAAUGGAGCUGUAAUGGAUACUCUGCGCUCGCCCUCCAUUGAUUUUGAGACACUGAGACGGAGACAACAUGGACUCUUGGCUCCUCCACCUUCUUGCAGUUUCACCAUUCCUUCCAUCAUCGAUGGGCACUACCAGCUUCAGCACUCAGAGUCCCAGCAACACGACCGCCACCAUUACGGAGCAACAGAGAGACACAUGUCCAACAAGGCCACAUCUACAGUAGAGCAUCUCAGACCAUUUCACAUUGUGUCUGCUCAACAAAACAAAACAAACAAACAAAAAAAAAAGAUUCUUAAUAAAAAAAAAGAAUGACAAAAAAGAAAUUAGAAUAUAAUUAUCAUCACUGUCUGUGAAGUGUACAGUUGGUUUUUACUGUCAUUUGUUUUCUGUUUGAAGAGUUUAAAGAGGUCAGGCGAUGUGUAUAUGUGUAGAUAUUAUGUUUAUAUGGGCUGUAUGUCCCACAACUGUAGAGAUGGACCUAACGUUUGUAUUGGUGGUAAGGUUUAUAUUGGUGGACCUUAGGAGUUAUUACCUAGUACAUGUAUGGGCCCUCCCCUUGCUCUGUGUUGAUGGAAAGCCACUGAAUGAGCCAAGACACCGAAUGACAUGAAUGUGUGUGGUGAUGGAUACCGAAAAAAAUGGACCUGUUGAGAUAGAGAGGGAUGUGGAUUUUGCUUGCCUUUGUAAGAUGAAGGUAUGAAGAUGUGGUAUUUGACCAGGUCAAGGGCUUGCUGAGCAACUGGACACACACUUCGAUAGCACAUUUGCAAGUUUGCCCGUGCACACGAUGCAAUUGUGUGCAGCAGAAACUGUUGAAGGUGUCGUAAGCAGAGUGAAAAUUUGGCUUUUCCAAAUUAAACCAUCUAUUGAGAACAUCAUGAUGCUGAGAAUAUUGCAAGCUCAUUACUAGGCUAUGAUAAAAAAAAAUCUAUAUAUUGGCAUUUAAAUUCAGUUAUUGGUUGAAAAUUACAGCCCUUCAGUCAGUAGCAUUGCAGUGUUAUCGUUCAAGGGUUUGCCUUCCCAUGUCAGAGGUGUGUUGGAAAGUAGUAGUGUUUUGUGUAGAGCCGAGGUGACGCCAAGAGUUGUGACACAGUUGACACUGUUUAGAGCGUGUAUCUGUUUCUCCAGUGUUGUGCCAUGUCGAGUAACCUGGACGUUUUGUUUGGGCUGUUUCCCAGCAUUCCUACAACAUCCUGUACUCUAUCGCUUCAUCAGUUACCAAGGCUGGAUAGUUCACAAAGUCCUUUGUCCCAAUAGUUUACAUGGAGAAAAAAAAAACUGAAAGGAACUAUGAAAGAACAUUGGAAAAGACUCUUUUUUCAGUGAGAUGAAAUAAAUGCAGUGGUGAUGUUCGGCUGUGCCACAAUGAAAGGGUAAAUUUUACUGAAAAGAUUUUUUGUGUAUGUGUACAGUCACGUUUUCGUUAUCCAUCAUGCCAACCCUUUGCAAACAUCCCCAGAUUACAACCAACACCCGGGAGUUUUUGUAGGAUAACUCAUAAAACAGUGUUUACAGCGAAAAGCAAAGAGUAUUUGGUUUGUUGGUUUUCCCCCGUUGUGAGGAAAACUGCUGCUUGUGACACGAGGCCAGUUACAAGGUUAGAGUUAAUGGGGCCCUCUCUGUGUGCACUGCAUUGCACUGAACCUGCUUUUAGUGUAUUUCCAAACCCAGUUUUAUUACAGUAUGUGAUACUCUAUAGGACCAACAGCAGCAUACAAUACAGUAUAUAUGAUUGUAUCAUAGUGUAAAAUAUGUACAGUGUUGAUUUCCAAUGUUAGAAUGUUUGUAAUGAUAAUGAUGAUGACGAUGAUGAUGACUAUGAUGUACUUUAAUUGUGAAAAAGAGAUUUCUGGAGUACUCGUGCAGGGGCGGGUCAUAUAGGAGAAAAGUGAUACGUAAUUCACUGGUCUGAACAAUGGAAUGUAGCAUGGAUGCGAAGCUUCAGCUUUGAUUGACAGGUGACAGUGACUGCAGUUUUCUACCAUAGGGUUCGAUUGAGUAGAAUGGAUCCACAGGCUUAAUGAACCAAUUUGCAUUCCCAUCUUAACAAAUCAUUUUGUUGGGUUCUUCCCGCUGGUUUUAUGAUGCCCUGCAAUGCAUUCAAGGCACUGCUUUUUCAUCACUUCUGCUUCACACAGCAACCCCAUUCAGAGCCUGAAGGUGUUAGCGCAUUCUACUCUCUCUAACUUUAUGAUUUCACUUUAGCGGGCUACUCUCAACCGCUGGCCUUUUAGAUGCCUUAUUUACUGAGCUACCAUUCUGUUCUGUUGCCCUAUGGAGGUGAUGUUAGGAGUAAAAUGUAUAUAGUAUUUAUCAGUGUUCUUGAGGUGACCUCACACCAACACCCUGGUUUAUAACAUCCCAGAAACCCUACAAUAGCACCUUCGCUUGGAUUCCUCCGAAUAAAAAAAAAAUAAAAUGAAAUUUAAAAAACAUGAUUUUGUUUGGACAUGAUAUUCCUGAACAUGACCACCUGUAUAGGCUGAUAUUGAGAAACUGGCAGCAAUCCAGUCGUAUUUAUACAUGAGAAAAUGAGUAAGUUGAAGUGUCAUUUGAACGUGCAAAAUACUCAUCGUAAUGGUAUCAAGGUUGCCGUUACAAGGGAUAGCGUCAGCCGUAUAACUUGGGUACGUACGGUUUUUGAUAUCAUCCUUUUUGUAAGCUUGUUCACCACUUCUCCCCUUAGCGAUCUCAAAAGAGAAUGCGGAAAUCCUAACCCCAUAUAGGUUUCGGCCCCGUAAAAUGAUCCCAGAUUUAGCCCCGGUUUUGUGUCACUAUCCACCUUAUCAGAGUUAGUUAUGUGGGUUGGUUUGCCUGAUCUCAGAUACAGUGUCUGUCCUCCAUUUCCCCACCAAGUCUGUAAUGUAAAUGUUCCUGAGUGAUUCUCAUUGAAAUUCUUUCCUCCCUCCCUCUCUCUCUCUCUCUCUCUCUCUCUCUCUCUCCCUCUCUCUCUCUCCCUCCCUCUCUCUCUCCCUCUUUGUAUUUUCGGCCACAGUACAACGCUCAUUUGUCCCCAUGGCAGGUUUCUAUGCGCUGCUUGUUCUAAAGGGUGUAGGCAUUCUAAUGUCCUUCAU